Molecule: messenger RNA, 1830 nt
Organism: Actinia tenebrosa (Australian red waratah sea anemone)
Lineage: Eukaryota; Metazoa; Cnidaria; Anthozoa; Actiniaria; Actiniidae
Product: adenosine receptor A1
Biological process (GO): G protein-coupled receptor signaling pathway
Cellular component (GO): membrane
Molecular function (GO): G protein-coupled receptor activity
Source: RefSeq, a predicted model, not a curated record
UAUAUAACACACACAAAAUGUUUUAUUGUCUUAAAUAUCCUUAACCGACUUACACCAUUUCAAAAUGUUAAAGAAUUAUACGUUUCCAAUUCAAUAUCAUUCAAGAUAUUAAAGCUUAAUUAAAAAUGUAAGAAGCACAAAAUUCAUCUUGAAUUUGAUAGAAAUAAACACUAAAUAGAGAUUUAUCUCGUCACUCUUGACUACUAUCGUAGUCAAGUUACAGUUACAGUUUACCGUGAAGUGAUAUCGUAUCACUUCACUGAUAUGGUUUUUAUUCACGGCUUUAUUUCACGGAUAUCGAGCUUAAAUGUGUAAUAWAUCUUUAUGCCUCCAUUUAAUAUCCUCUUUGUAUGUAAGGUUUUUUGGCCGGAAAAACGACCCUCUAAGAGUCCUACCUAGCAUGUAUAAAGUUAAUUAAGUAAUUAAUUAACCAAAACAAAAUACUUUGUGUGACGUAAUUCACUGUCACGCACAACAGACAAAUUUAACUCGUGACGUAAGGAAAACAGUGAGCCAUGCAUUUCGCUAUCAGACUCGUGUUCAGCGAUUGUUUUUGAGGUGGCAAAGGUAGCAUACCGUUCUAUUUAGCAGGAAAAAUAAAUUUGCCACACAUUUGAACUUUGAUUACAUUGGAUUUGUAAUUCUAUACGUUCGUAAAAAAUUCUGAGAAGUCCUUGGAAAACCGGAAGUCCAGUUGGAGUUCUUGGAAAACAGAGAAGUUCAUUCAACAAAAGGGUAUUUUUAAUACGUGUGUACAAGACUUACGAACCUUCAAGCUCAUUUAUCAGUUGGACGAUGAACUUGGCAGCAAAACCAUCUAUGGCUUCCCUAUCAACCGCAAACACGACCACUUCGCUCUCUGUCACAAAUGCCUCCAUGUUACUUACAAUGGCUGUUUUCACUGUGUUUGGUAACGGUCUUGUUCUUGUCAUCUUAUGGAAAGAUCCUGCAAGAGAGUUGAGAUCAAUGUCCAACCUAUUGAUCGCCAACCUCGCAAUCAGUGACCUCAUUCUCGGUCUAUUCGGCGAGCCGCUCUUUGCAUCCAAUCACUGGAUCGGUAACUCGACGUUGUACCUCACGUCAAGGUGUGUCAUUGAUCUAUCUCUUGUUUCAUCGUUCAUGAGCAUCUUGGCUUUGUCUCUGGAGAGUUACUUUAUGUUGAAGACGGAGGGUCGGUUCAGGAGCUCUUUUCGCAGACUCCAUGUUAUAGCUUGUACUGUUGCGAUCUGGACGCUCUCCACAAUUAUCAGUUCCCUGAUCUUUGCAUUCUCUGAAGAGAACUACAAAUUCAUUCUGGCUUUUGGAGUUGGUGCACCCAUCUUUGUCGUAAUGUUAAUCGUUUAUAUCAAAAUCUAUUUGGUCAUCAAACGAGUCUACCGCAAAGACUACAAGACUAUCAGAGAAGCAGUUGACAGUAGCAUUGACGAAGUGGAGCGAAAAGCAGAGAGAAUUCGGGCAAAAGAACUAAAAGUUGCUUGGACAAUCUUCACUAUCGUUGGUGUUUUGUUCUUCUUUUGGAUUCCAGCCAUCGUUUCGGAUGCCCUGGGGAAGUUUUGUGCUCCUGUCAUGUCGUGUCACUUGGAUAAGAAUCUGUCCGAUUCAAUGGUCAUUAUUGGUUUCCUUAAUGCGGCUUUCAACCCUGUAGUGUAUUCUCUGAGAACUAAAAAGUUCAGAAAAGCGGUGCAUUUGAUUCUUUUCGCUUCCAGUAACAACAGCAAAUCUUUGAUGCCGUUGAUUGCAUGAAGAAAGAAGCCUCCCUUUUCCGACCUUAGCAACAACAACAACAACAACCAAAAAAAACAAAAAAAAAAAACAAAAAGUAAAAAAUGA